Messenger RNA from Guillardia theta CCMP2712, 2397 nucleotides. RefSeq lists its product as hypothetical. The record is from RefSeq and is a predicted model, not a curated record. NCBI's taxonomy places the organism in Eukaryota, Cryptophyceae, Pyrenomonadales, Geminigeraceae. Gene Ontology annotation, molecular function: endopeptidase activity; protein binding. The transcript is spliced from 9 exons. Bases 1 to 2397 code for a protein of 798 amino acids.
AUGGCGGUAUCGGAGCGGUUCAGCCGCGCCAUGGAGGAGGCGAUGGAGGAGACGGAGAUGGAGCAGCUAUACAAGACCUUGGACAAGGUCAGAGAAGAAUUAGACUUCGAGAUAUCGAAGAACGAGACUUUGAGGAAAGCGAAAGACAGGGCGGAGGCGGAGGCCCGCGCCCUGCGUGGGCGAGGAGAUGGUUCACUUCGAGAGGAAGUCAAGAAGCUGGAUGCUGAGUGCAAGAGGCUGCGGAGCGAGAAGGAGCAGUGCGAGAAGGAAAGAGACAUGUACAAGAAGCAACUCGAAGAGGCGCUGGCAGAGCUUGACAAGUACAAGGAUGGCAACGCUGCUGCGGGCAAGAGCGAGAAAGCGCCAAAGAGGGCUGAGCGCGGCGAAAGAGAAGAGAAGCCUGAGCGAGGAAACGACGGAGGAGGCAGAGACGAGAAGGUUGGCAAGGGGCCCGAACGUCAAGCUGCCGAGGUCAAACCUGGCGUUCCAAAACUCCCCCGGCAGCACUCGGACAGCGACGUAUUGAGAGAGACCUCAAGGAAGAAGGCGGAGGAGGAUAGGAGUGGAGUGAGCAGGAUGUAUGGCCAGAGCAUAACUCACAGUAUGACCGAGCGAGCAGCGAAGACGAGAGACCUGUUCAAGCAGAUGGAGAGGGAGCAAGGGCCCCUUCCUUCGAAACCAGACUUCAAGUCGCCGGCAACGAGGAAACCAACUCACGCCUCCUCUGAGCCGAGCACUCCAACCUACCGUGCCAACGACCAGCCGGAAGGCUUCCUGACACCUCCCAGGACGGAAGAAGAAAAACCUCCUGCAAGCUCUCGAGAGCGAGUGGAGGAGCCGUCGCCGAGAAGGAACGACUCAAGGGCAGCAGCGGAGGACCCUCGUAGCGCCUCGUCGAAGAAGCCGGUAGAGCCGAAGCACGUGCCAUCGCCAAAGGAAGAGGAAAGUAGCAAGAGCCCUGCCAACAGCAACCACUGGCAAGGAAGAGAACCGACGCCGUCGAUCCAGGCUGGGAAGAGGCUGGUGCUGCCGUCGGAGAUCGCGCGCAAGAACAAAACUCCGACCAAGGACUGGGGAGAGUGUGUGCUGACGUGUGAGCCGAUCAAGACGCCCGUGAGGGCGGCAGACGGUCACAUCUACGAGAAAUGGGCGAUCGAGAAGUGGCUGAGGGAGAACAAGAACCGAUCGCCCCUUAACAACAUUAUCAUCAGCCCCGAGCUCGUUCCCCUCACAGACAAGGACCAUGCUGACUACCUGUCGAGCAUCUCUGACGGCUCUGAGACGAGCUCGCGGGCUGGCGUUGACUCGGUCUCUACCGAUGGAGGCUACGGGACUGCGCGGGACGAAAUCUUCUCCGCGAGAACCUCUCACGCCUCCUGCAUUACAGCAGCCACUGAGAUGCCGACGGACUUUCCCGAUGACUUCUCUCCGAGCUCUCGAGCCUCCACUGCAAUAGAGGCCGACGCCUUCCACACUUCCAUCGCCUCCUCGGUCGGCACUGAGCGACCAGACACGUUCGAUGCGAGCGGAGGAGGCAGGAGGGUGGACAGCAACAUCAGCUACCACAAGAGCUUGGCUCAUGGGCGGGAAGAGGCCUCGAGCUUUGCGUCCAACACCGCAACACUGGUGGGGAUGGGAUACGACUACAAGUCGGUGACUGCUGCCCUCGCUGCCUGCCAGAAUGACCUGGAGUCUGCGAUAGACUACAUGAGCAGCGGCAAGAGCAAGAGCUCGAGCCAGGACGAGCGAGCCAAGAGCAGCAAGAGGCAGGAGGCGUCGGAGGCUGAGCGACAGGAAGGGAGGAAGAACAAGGCUAGCAGCGAGCCCAGCAGCGAGAGCCUGGUAGGGAUAGGAGCGCUGCUGAAGCCCAACAGCAAGGGGAUCUUCAAGGUGGUCGAGCUCCAUCCCCACGGGGCAGCGGCGAAGAGCAACAUGAUCUCUGUUGGAGACACGAUCCUCUCCGUCGGAGGCACGGACAUUCAGGGGAUGACGGUGGAGGAGGUCGCUCCAAUGAUCAAGGGAACCGUUGGAUCAAAAGUUGUCUUGGAGAUCAGCAGGAGAGGGUAUGCUGAGCCCUUCACCGUCGAGCUGGUUCGUGUUGGGAUGAAGAAUCCUUCUACUCCUGUGGGCAGGGAUAGAACGGACUCCUCCUCCUCCUCCUCUUCACACUCCAAUCUGAAAGUCGUUGCUGACCCAACAUCGUCGACAGGGCUCAAGGGUCUCCCACCUGGUUGGGAGAGUCUGCUGAAACAGGCCAACAUCUCGCCGGAGGAGGCCAUGGAGCACAUCGAUGAGCUGCUCGACGUGUUGAAGUUCCACACGGAGAAAGGCACGAAGAACAAUCGAGUCUCUCUUACCUGCCCUUCCGUCCUCACCCUCUUGACAACCCUGUCCUGA